AACUGCUGCUGCACUGCGAAGGCUUCGUGCGUGAAACGCGAUCUCGUUCGUUCGGUUUAUCGGAGUGUUGUGUGACCAAAAAUAUCAUCAUUUUUGCUGGAAAUCGCCUACCAUCCGUCCUCUUGCCGCGUGUGUCGGAAAUGAUACGAAACGGGUAAUUCGAUUCCACCGCGGAAGUGACCAAACCGUGCCGUUUCAGUCGUGAAAAUUUCGAUUCGAGUUGGUUCGAUUUCUCCCAUCGAGGUGGUGCGGGGAAAAAUAAAAUUCCGACCCGACCCGACCGCCAGUGUGACAGCUGAACGAUUUUGUUUGGUGCGUUGGUGUUCGUGUUGCGUGUGAUUCGCGCAGUGCGGUAGUGUGCGUGCGAGACCGCCAGGUGCGCGCUUUUGACAGUCCGAGCACGGCCCAGCAACAACAAUAAACCUCCUGAUCGCCUGUCAUCUGCUUCGUUUUGGAUUUUGGAUUGUUGUGACUCGCGGGUUGCAAAAGGAAAAAAAGUGAACUAUUUUUCAUCUGCAGCUGGAAAUUCGGGCUAGUGCGUGUCCCAUCACAAGGUGGUCACAAUUUCGAAACAUAAGCUAGAACCGUACGGCGGUGGAGGUGGCGGAAGUAGCGGUGGUCGUGAUCUCUCCGGGAAGCGACUGAUACUGUGGAACGUAGAAGCAGCAAUUGGAGGAACGGGAGGUAAAUCGAAAGCGGAAGAAGAAGCAUCGCCGCCCCUGGCAAGCGCCAUGAAUAUGACCGAGAACGAUCGCAAGCGGGCAAAUUUCUCGGCGCUCAGCAACACGAACGGGGCGGUCAUCAAGAUGACCACCAAUGCCGGAACGGGAAAGCCCGGCGACAUCAAGAAGAUCGUCAUCAAAAACUUCAGAGCCAAGCCAACCCUGCCGGAGAACUACCAGGAGCACACAUGGCAGAAACUGCGGGCGGCCGUCGUGGCCAUCCAGACGUCCACACCAAUCGAAUACUCGCUGGAGGAACUGUACCAAGCCGUGGAAAACAUGUGCAGCCACAAGAUGGACUCGCAGCUCUACGUGAAUCUGACGGCCCUGGCCGAGCAGCACGUCAAGGCCAACAUUACACCGUUUCUGGCCGAGUCGGUUGACAAGUUGGUUUACCUGAAGAAGAUGAACGAAUGCUGGCAGUCGCACUGCCAGCAGAUGAUCAUGAUCCGGAGUAUAUUCCUGUAUCUGGACCGGACGUAUGUGCUGACGAAUCCGACGGUUCACUCUAUUUGGGACAUGGGUUUGGAGCUGUUCCGGGAUCACAUAGCAAUGAAUACUCUGGUCCAGGCCAGGACAGUAGAGGGCAUCCUGAUUUUGAUAGAAAAGGAGCGGAACGGAGAUACGGUGGACAGAACUUUGCUGAAAAGCCUGCUGCGGAUGUUGUCCGAUUUGCAGAUCUACAAGGAAGCAUUUGAACAGAAGUUCCUUGUCGCAACGAAGCACCUCUAUCAGUCGGAAGGGCAAGCCAAGAUGGAAGAGCUCGAAGUUCCGGAAUAUCUACAGCAUGUGGAGAAGCGACUGCAAGAAGAGAACGAACGUCUUAUUCACUACCUGGACAGCUGUACAAAGCACCAGUUGAUUGUAACAGUGGAACGACAACUAAUCACCGAGCACAUAACUGGAAUUCUGCAGAAAGGCUUGGAGCAGCUUUUGGAAGAGAACCGUUUGUCCGAUCUCAGUCUGUUGUAUUCUUUGUUCUCCCGAGUUAAAAACGGAACCAUUGAACUAUGUGCGUCCUUCAACGCCUACAUCAAGAAGAAGGGCCGCACGAUCGUCAUCGAUCCGGAGAAGGACAAAUCCAUGGUGCAGGACCUGCUGGACUUCAAGGACAAGCUGGACCAUAUCGUGGUCACGUGCUUCGAGAAAAACGACAAAUUCUCCAACUCCCUUCGGGAAGCGUUCGAGUACUUCGUGAACCAGCGCUCGAACAAACCGGCGGAGCUGAUUGCCAAGUACGUGGACAUGAAGCUUCGGGCCGGCAACAAGGAAGCCACCGAGGAGGAGCUGGAGCAGAUCCUCGACAAAAUCAUGGUCCAGUUCCGGUUUAUUCACGGUAAGGACGUGUUCGAGGCGUUCUACAAGAAAGACUUGGCCAAACGGUUACUGGUGGGCAAGUCUGCUUCCGUGGACGCCGAGAAGAGUAUGCUGUCCAAGCUGAAGCAGGAGUGCGGCGGAGGGUUCACAUCCAAGCUCGAGGGCAUGUUCAAGGAUAUGGAACUGAGUAGGGACAUUAACAUUGCAUUUAAGCAGCAUAUGGGCAACUCGGAGAACAAGGACUUGCAGAGCAUCGAUCUGACGGUUAACAUUCUGACGAUGGGCUUCUGGCCGACGUACCCGGUGGUGGAGGUCACACUGCCCCCGGAGCUGCUCCAGUACCAGUCGGUGUUCAACAAGUUCUACCUGGCAAAACACAGCGGGCGCAAGCUCCAGUGGCAACCGACGCUGGGACACUGCGUACUGAAAGCACGGUUCGAUGCGGGACCCAAAGAUCUGCAGGUAUCAUUGUUCCAAGCGCUAGUUCUGCUACUCUUCAACUACAAUCCCACGAUAUCGUUCGAGGACAUUAAGGCGCAAAUAAACAUAGAAGACGGUGAAAUGCGUCGCACACUUCAGUCGCUAGCCUGCGGCAAGGCGCGCGUUCUCACAAAGAUUCCCAAAGGCCGCGAAGUCGAGGACAACGACAAGUUCCAGUUCAACAACGAGUUCACGAAUAAGCUCUUUAGGAUUAAAAUCAAUCAGAUCCAGAUGAAGGAAACGACGGAGGAACAGAAAGCCACGGAGGAACGCGUCUACCAGGACCGACAGUACCAGAUCGACGCAGCGAUCGUACGCAUCAUGAAGAUGAGGAAAACGCUCAGCCACAACCUACUCAUCAGCGAGCUGUACAAACAGCUGACCUUCCCAGUUAAGCCGGCCGACCUGAAAAAGCGAAUCGAAUCGCUGAUCGAUCGUGACUACAUGGAGCGGGACAAGGAUAACCAAAACCAAUACAACUACGUUGCUUAAGUCUCCUAGAACCUUGUUUCCUUUGAAUGCAAGUCCCCUCCCACUUUGCAGCUUUUUCCUCAGAAGCGACACAACCCGACAAAGACGUACUGACGAACCUCCUUCAUCCAUUCAGUGAACGUGUUUGUUGUACACGUGCUUGGAACUCGUGGAAGGUGUGUUGAAACACUAAAACAAAAAUAUAAAAAGUCUUUUGUAAAUACCUACUUUGAAACUUAAAACAACAGAAAUAUGUUUGCCCUAGCGUUAACGACAGAAGUUGGAUAGGAAAAGGUGAUGAUAAGAUCAGUAAGGUUCCAGCAACAACGUGUAUUCUAAUAUAACCGCCGUCACUAUUUGAAAAUUUUUCAAAAUAAAUCGAAAUUAAAAAAAAACCUGGAAAACUUGAACAUGCUGUAAUGGAAAAAAAAACGAACCUUUGCCGAAAGGAUGAAAAUCAAUAAAAAUGGGAAAAGUA
Aedes albopictus (Asian tiger mosquito) is the source of this 3468-nucleotide messenger RNA. It is a transcript of the gene Cul4, whose product is annotated as cullin-4A. Gene Ontology annotation, cellular component: Cul4-RING E3 ubiquitin ligase complex. The transcript is spliced from 8 exons. Gene Ontology annotation, biological process: DNA damage response; protein ubiquitination; ubiquitin-dependent protein catabolic process. The coding region runs from base 732 to 3011 and encodes 759 amino acids. The record is from RefSeq and is a predicted model, not a curated record. Gene Ontology annotation, molecular function: ubiquitin protein ligase binding. NCBI's taxonomy places the organism in Eukaryota, Metazoa, Arthropoda, Insecta, Diptera, Culicidae.